Molecule: messenger RNA, 743 nt
Organism: Macadamia integrifolia
Lineage: Eukaryota; Viridiplantae; Streptophyta; Magnoliopsida; Proteales; Proteaceae
Product: auxin-responsive protein SAUR78-like
Exons: 1
Coding region: 163-543 (126 amino acids)
Biological process (GO): response to auxin
Source: RefSeq, a predicted model, not a curated record
UCAACCCCAACCAAACCCCCUCGUAUGAGUCUCCUCCCAUCUCUAUCUGAAGUCUCUCUCUCUUUCUCCCUCUACAGUAGAGCACUUCUCUGUCUUCCUCUCUCUCGUUUAGAGAAUCUGUAAUUGCGAAACAACCGCAAAACCCAAAUCCCCCAAUCAGAAAUGGCGAAAGGAGGUAAGCUAACGAAGCUGAAGUCGGUGUUAAAGAAAUGGCAUUCAAUGAACAAGUUCGGGCGUAGCAACAGCAGCUCUAUCGCCGCCGCUAACCCUUCCGACGAUGAAGACUCCGUCGCCGUCUCCGGAGGAAAUGUUCCGGUAGGAUUUCACCCAGUGUACGUCGGAAAGUCUCGCCGGCGGUACCUUAUCAGGUCCGAUAUCAUUGACCACCCUCUAUUCCGUGAGCUUAUGGAGAAAUCGGAAGAGUCGGAUUCAAUAACCGUCGGGUGCGAAGUGGUAUUGUUCGAACACAUGCUUUGGAUGCUGGAGAAUGCAGAGCCACAACCAGCGUCUUUAGAUGAGCUCAUCGAGUUCUACGCUUGUUGAUGAAGGAAUAAGAAUGAUGUAAUUCUAUUCUUCACCCACACACAAGAGAGUAUAAAUUUGUAAAUUUUUUUCCUUUACGGUAAUAACAAUGGAAGUUUAGCAAGUAAAUUGAGUCCCCAUUAAGUGUGAAAUGUGAGGAUUAAGAUUUAACCCAUUUCAUAUCUGCUAAUCUUAGAGGUCUUAGAAGUCUUGAAUCUUGA